AUGGGGUGUACGCCGAGUAUGCUUCUUGAUCAUAAAAAUCGCAGACGCGAUAGUACUGGAUCUCAAGAGGCGGCUUUAGCUAAAGUAGCCCCUACACCUUUGUGCCAGAACAAGGCGGUUCAAGCUGCCAGAGCCCCGAGGGCGUCUUUGGAAUCUGAUGGGUUCAGCAUACAGCUAUCCAGUAAGAAAGAUAGCUAUGUUUCCCAAAUGGGCAACAAUUUCGCGACCCAACUGCACAUUAAAAGGAUUUCUGUAAAAUUUAACUUUGAAACACGCCAACAUUUGAUCAUGAAAGGUUUUGUACUGCUGAUUCUCGUGAGCUACAUGACGAAUACAAUGUGGAAUGUCAACGGACAAAAAAAAUCCAAAGAAGUUCGAGAGUUUUACGUAAACCAUUGGGAUAGAUUUAUAUUACCCAUUCCUCUCAAUUUGGGCGUAAUGCAAGAAAUAUCAAAGAGGAUUGCUUUAUUUAAAGAUUCUAAAUAUUGUCCAUUUAAAAAUGAACAUGAAUGUCAUACGCAGGACAUGAGGACUGUUAUCGAAAGGAUCGUAAUAAUGACAAUUAAAGAAAAUGGAAAAUAUAACAAAAAGCUAGGUCAUGUUUGCUUUUUAGUCGCAAAUUGCAACAGCGGG
This is a messenger RNA of Brenthis ino (lesser marbled fritillary), 633 nucleotides long. Lineage: Eukaryota; Metazoa; Arthropoda; Insecta; Lepidoptera; Nymphalidae. The record is from the annotation of a GenBank genome assembly.